UCGUGUCACUCGGCGUUUUCUCCGUGAUUUCUGUUGUUUGAUGCACACAUAGCCUGCAUCUGUUCGGGGAGGGAAAACCUUGUGCAAGUGUGUGUGUGGGGGCGCGCGCGCGCCUGUGCGUGUCUUUCGCGCGUGUAUUUGUGUGUUGUCGAACUUGUUGUAUGUGGCGUUUCGUGUCACCGGUCUCGUGCAAGCAUGCAGGCAAACGAGCGGAAAACACAGACACACACGCGCGCGCGCGCACACACCCACGCACGCACACGCAUGCAGUGGCACACAUCUCUGCGCGUGCACGCGCGCGAACGGGUCCAUUUUAUUUCCAGUGGCCGGUUGCAGCGCCGGCGUGUAUGACGGUCGAUGUUCACAUGACGAUAUACAUUGCCUUUAUCAUCCGCGUGCGCGUGUGUGCACGGUAUGCACCAGCGUGAGUUACAGCCUGCUGACCUUAUCCCACUGGAUGUAAUUUUCAUCAUAUCGCGAUAAUUUUUUUUUUUCUUUCUCAAAAGGCUUUAAUCCGCCGGGUGCGAUGUUCGCGCAGAAUGUCAAAAUAAAAUGAAAAUGUCACCUCAGGUCGAUCGGCUCGUCGUCAGUGGGUCUGUUUACGUUCUAUUUUGACAUCAUGUGAAGGCAGGAACGAUGGCAGCAUGAGUGGGCCUUACCGAGGCCCGGGCAGGGACACUCAUCAGUCCGGCUGCCCUUUGACCCCCGGCCGUGACCUCUCCGCCCACUCCGGAGCCCCCAGACACCAUGACCACAGGGUCGGGCUAACCAUGUCUGCCGCGUCCUCCUCCCUCAAGCACGCGUCCGUCUAUGGGUUCACUCAGAGAGACCACUCGUCGUCCUCCUCCUCCUCCUCCUCCUCCACCUACAGUCCUCUCAGGAGGCUGCAACAUCUCACCACCAUGGUGAGCCAGCCGGACCUGGUCCUGCCGGCGAGGGAGCCAGAGAGGAGCUGGGAGUGGGGGGGGGACAGGAAGGACCGGGGGAAGGGGAUGGAGAGAGACUCCUGGGGGGACUGCACCGGCGGUGAUUAUUCCGCCGCCCAGAACCCGAGCCGGGAGGAGGGCUUCGGUGGCUUCUCCGCCGGACAAAAGCGGCCCGCGGUCCAGGCCCGAAGUAGAGACGCGCCGGCGGGCAAUCGCGGCGACCCCGUCGAGUCCAAGGCGGAGGUUUGUUUCUCGGGCCCGCCCAGCCCGGCCUUCUCGCUCGACAGCAACAGCCCCUUCGCCAACGGCUUCCUGCACUUUGAAUCCUCUCUGUUCGAGGAGGACGGCGACGAUGGGGAGGAGGAGGAGGAGGAGGCGGCGGCGCAGGGGCCCGGGUCGCCCCUGGGGGGGGAAGCGUUGCAGGACCAACCCGAGAACGCGGGGAUUGCUCCCCAGUCCGCUCCGGGACACCUCAACCCGCCGCAGUCCAAGGACGCCGCCGCCGCCGCCGCCUCGUCUGCCAAGGUGGUCACCCGCUCGCAGUCCUCGGGUCAGCGCAGGAGAUACUGGGAUGGCUCGGAUGACGAGUGGGAGAGCGGCACCGAGCUGUUGCUGCUCGGGGAUUUUCCCUUGAUGCAUUCAUUGAACGGCCCCAAGAAAAAGUCUUUGCCGCCUUUGAAGUUUUUAGAGGGUGAAGUUAUUUGGGCAAAGUUCAACCGAAGACCAUGGUGGCCGUGUGAGGUGACCGUUGACCCGACGCAGGGAAUCUACCACAAAGUGAAAGAGCCGAGUGACCGUCCCCGUCGGCUCUACCAUGUCAGGACCUUCGGGGAGCCCGUGGAGCUCACCUGGGUGGAGGACAAAGCCACUCACGGUUUCCACGGAGGCUUCGAAUUUGAACAGCUCCCCUUACUUCGCCGAAGGGGGAAGCAAAGGGAGCAGAACUACAAAUACACUAUUGCAAAGCGAUUUCAGGACUCUUGGAAAUCCAGUGUGGCAGAGGCUGAAUUUGUUCUCCAACAGAGACCUAAAAUAGCUUCUUUCAUUCCUUCGUCUAUCGAAGAUGCCUUCCAGGACAGUUCCACACCAAAAAGAAAGAAGAAAGCCCAUCCAACCUUUCCUCCUUCCACUUUACCCACCCUUCCUGAGACAUUGCACAUUACCAAUGGAUCCAUUUCAUCCCCAGUUACAACUUCAGCAAAGACAAGCACUUUAAGGAAAUCUACUGGAAAGAAGCAACCAAGUAAAUCGUCAAAGGACACGAGUAAACCUGCUAAAAAUAUGUUGCACGAUACCACUGAGCAAUCAGAUAGAGGCAAUGAGGAGUGCCCCUAUUCCGACCUCGACUCAGUCCCCAAGAUCUUAUGUCCAAACGCACUUGAACGCCAGUCAAAGUUAGCUCCUGCUCAGCCACUUGUCAAAGAGGUGAAGAAGCCGCCAGAGAUUCAAAGUGGUCUUUGGUUCAGUAAAUUGGGCAAAGACAGACGACCCAAAACAUCCAGCCCGGUGUCCAACCGCACUCUCUUUAGUAAGGUGCCCUGUAAGAAAAAGAACUUGUGUGCUUUGAGUAAAAAGUCAACGGUUCCUGGUGCGUCGUCCUCGGGCGGUGGUUCCGGUGAGCCGUCCUCGGGCGGUGGUUCCGGUGAGCCGUCAGGGUGGUCGGACAAGCAUAAGACCCUGGUACCUGCUGAAAUAAAUCAGUCACCUGAACGGACGGGACAGUUGAGGUGUAAAGACCCCCCGGUUGUUGAUGAGCCAGUUUGUACCACCGGUAGUCCCGCUGACCAGUCCGAAAUGCCAGACGAGCAGAGGCCGCUUUUUUCUUCUGACACUGGUGCGACCUCUGAAAAGCGCCAAUAUUCAAAGGGAGGGCUGACAAGUGAUAUUGUUGCUGGCUCAAAGUUGAACCAAUUGGGUCUCUCAAGUGUGAAAAGGGCCUUAGAGCCCAGCCCAGUAAGUUUCAUAAAUCAAACCAAGUUGAGUGUAAAGACAGUCGGUCAAACUACACUUUUUGACUCCGUGGCUAAUAAAGAAGUCCAUCUUACUGACAGGAUUCCUGACAAAGCAGGGAAAAAAGAAACCAACAAGAAUGCAGGAGCCACUUUGAACGUUGAUACCACUGACCCAUUAGCACGUAAGGAAAAACCAACGAGUCAGGUUUCUAAGUGUAGGCUGCCCUUUGUCAAAUUGACACCCAAGGACAUAAAGAAUAAGAAGUCCCUGGACUCCAGUGUAACCGCUGAUCCCAAUGACCGUCCUAGAUGUAAAAAGAAUGGGAAAACCCCAGAUUCCGUUGUUACUAAACUGACGUCUAAACCGUCGGAUUGGGUUGACGGCAAGGCAGGUCUCUCCGCGGAUCAGGGCCUGGGUUCAGAACCCGUGAAGGUCGCAGUGAAGAAGUUAAAAGCAAGCGGCGGGACCGGUAUUCUUCGCCUAUCGUCCGACUCGUGUCCAGGUAGAACUAUGGUCGCCUCUGACGUGGCACGUGUGUCUGAUGAAUUAGGUGGCCCGGAAACUGUAAAUGUGACCAACUCAUCCUCUGACCAAUCGGUACAGCCACAAUGUAAGAGGCCUCCCGCAUCCACAGGAGCCAGCGUGCCCUGUGAACAGUUGGGCGGUUCCAAGCAGAACAUUACAUCUGCUGGUACUUUGGAUAAAAGUCCAACUUCUCAGAUGCACGGCGAUCUAGUGUGCAGGAAAGCUUCUGCCUCUGGAGGCAAACUCAAGAAAGUUGUCCGCAAAUCAAAGCAGGUUCUUGAAGAAGUUGUUCUUCAGGAGCAGCCCGCUCACCUCCCGGCCAGUAACCGUUUGAUGACCAGAGCCCUGAAGGCCAUGCAGGCGGCGGAUCAGAAGAAGCGGGAAAAUGCCCGAAAGGUGGCUCAGCAGAAAAAACUCUUGAAUCCACACGGAAAGGACGAGGAGGUGCGUAGUUCUGCCCGUAAUUCAAAACAGGACAUUUGCACCGAGGCGAAAUCUCUUAAAUCUCGCAGUAAAAAUAGCGAGUGUGAUCAGGACACUCUUUCGAGCUGUAGCAGCCACCGUUCGACGUUUUCUGACCCGGCUGACUUUGAUGUUGGCGUAAAGAUUGAAGAUGAAGAUCUCUCGGUCUCCUCAACUCCACCAAUGGACUUCAUACCCCUGACUUCUAGGGUAAAGGCAAAGAAGGAAGAUCAUCCCACUGGCAUACCCUCCUCGUCCUCGCCUCCCUCGCCAUUUUCUUUUAUGAAUGCCUUGAAAAACGUGGAAGAGGUAUCCUUCCAGUCGGUGACAAGUGAUGGCCACGGAAAACCCAUCUCUUUCAAAACCGACACAAACUACAAGUUCAGCACUUUUCUCAUGAUGUUGAAGGACUUGCAUGACACGAGGGAGCGAGAGGGGACGCCCCUAGAACUGGACAUUGGGCCACCGAGCGCACAUGUUAAGGAGGAACCCUUAGUGAUGCCCGGAGAGGCGUCACCCUCGGGCCAUGAUCGGCAAACUGAAGAUGUUUGUAAAAAUCUGUAUUUAAGUUCAGACCAAAUUGAAAUCAAACACAGUGAGGAGACCACAAGUCCGAUGCCCAAAAGGCCCUACAAGAGAAGGAGCAGCUCCACCGGGGUUAAAAAGAAGUCCAACCACAAAGUGCCUUGUCGCCCCGCCAGGUCUGGACCUGGUUUCCCUGGAGUCGAUUCCGUGCCGACCGCGGACCUUCCGUCGGGAGCGGACUGCUCGCCGGGAGUCCAGUCCCUGUCGGGCGCGCAGGCCAGCAGCUGGGAGAGGCAAGCCGUUGGUGGUGAAGGAGUAGUCGGCGGGGAGAUGGAGGAGGAUAGGUGGGGCAGAGUAAAUGAGGAUCUUCAGGACAUUGUGCCUUUGGAGCAGAGGGGGUGCGACUCUGCACUGCGUCUGGAACAGCCAAACGGCCUCGCUGCGGACGGCACUGAGACCACCACUAGCUCGAUGCGUAACACUGGAGAAGGCGAAAAGGCUCCGAAAGCACAUAAACGAAUCAGAAAACCAAGCAAGAGGCUGAUUGAAUGGACCGAAGAGUACGAUCAGAUCUUCUCCACCAGGAAGAAAACCAAAAAGCCUCCCGAGUUGAUUGGAAAGGACGCUCAGCCCGCCGUGGCCACGUCCGAACCCCCGGGAUCGGACAGCGGCGCCCAGGACCGGCCGCCAACCGUCAACCUGCUCCCCGAAAUACAGACUCCGCCUCCCAAGGAAACGGCCACGACGGCGCCCUCUGAACUGGAGAUUCCCAGCGCCGAAAACGCAUCCCCACAAGAUGCGCCGGUGCUUUCCGUGGACACGCUGACGCCUCCUCCCGAAUCUGACCUCUCGCUGUCCGAAGGCGUCGUCAAAGACAGCGUCAAUGCUCCCGUAUUGGAGAAGAAGCGAAAGAGGAAACCCACCCAGAAGAUCCUGGAGUACUCUUUGGAGGCAGAGGCCUCAACGGGCCCCAAGAAGAAGGUGAAAACACUGAAGAACAACUCAAAUCCUCAAUCAGAUUCUGGACGGCCAUCUUUGACGCCGAAGCCUAAGCCUCUUGCAGCCUCCGGUUCCACAGCGACCCCCGCGGCGCCGUCCGCCUGUACGCCCCCGGGCCCCCGCCCUAGAUCUCCUGCCCCCUCCUCCCCGGCGCCGGCCCCGCCCAAACCCGCCGACGGGGAGACGGCAUCAUCGGAAGACGUCGCUGCUCCUCAAGCGGAAGACAGAAGGGACGCGGCGGAGUCGGAGGGGGACGUGUCCGGCUUGGAUCAAAGCUUCUCCUCAACGAAGGACUACUUGUCGCUGUGCGACGACCCACUUUUACCCUCCAGGAAGAUCAUCGGCGACCGAGGAGGCCCCGCCUCCAUGAAGGAGAACAUCUGUCAGGUGUGUGAGAAGACGGGGGAGCUGCUCCUCUGCGAGGGCCAGUGCUGCGGAGCCUUCCACCUGCACUGCAUCUCGCUGGCCGAGGCCCCGAAAGGGAAGUUCGUUUGCCCCGAGUGCAAAUCAGGCGUCCACACUUGCUUCGUGUGCAAAAAGCGCGGCGAGGACGUGCGGCGCUGCAUGAUUCCCGUGUGCGGGAAGUUCUACCACGGCGAGUGCAUCGCCGGCUUCGCCCCGACGGCGCCGGUGAACCGGGGCUUCCGCUGCUCCAUCCACGUCUGCCUCACCUGCUUCAUCAGCAACCCCAGCAGCCCGUCCGUCUCUAAAGGUCGCCUGGUGCGGUGUGUGCGCUGCCCGGUCGCCUAUCACGCGACGGACCUCUGCAUGGCGGCGGGCUGCGCCGUGCUGUCCAACAACAGCGUCAUCUGCCCCAACCACUUCGCCCCGCGCCGCGGCGUCAAGAACCACGAACACGUCAACGUCAGCUGGUGCUUCGUCUGCACCGAAGGGGGCAGCCUGCUGUGCUGCGAGUCCUGUCCGGCCGCGUUCCACCGCGAGUGCCUCAACAUCGAGAUGCCCAAAGGCAGCUGGUACUGCAACGACUGCAAGGCCGGGAAGAAGCCCCGCUUCAAGGACAUCCUCUGGGUGAAGGUGGGCCGCUACAGGUGGUGGCCAGCCGAGGUCAGCCAUCCCAAAACCAUCCCGGAGAACAUCCAGCGGAUGAAGCACGACGUCGGGGAGUUUCCCGUUCACUUCUUCGGCUCCAACGAUUACCUGUGGACGUACCAGGCCAGGGUCUUCCCUUACAUGGACGUGGACGCCAACAGCAAGGAGAAGAUGGGGAAGGGCGUCGACGCCACCUACAAGAAAGCUUUGGAGGAGGCGGCGGUUCGGUUUCGGGAGCUGCAGGCCGAGAAGGAGCUUCGGCAGCUUCAGGAGGACAGGAAGAACGACAGGAAGCCUCCGCCGUACAAGCACAUUAAGGUGAAUCGACCAAUCGGGAAGGUGCAGAUCUUCACGGCCGACCUGUCGGAGAUCCCGCGGUGCAACUGCAAGGCGACGGACGAGAGUCCGUGUGGGAUGGACUCCGAGUGCAUCAACCGCAUGCUGCUGUACGAAUGCCACCCGCAGGUUUGCCCGGCGGGCGAGCGCUGCCUCAACCAGGCGUUCAGCAAGCGUCAGUACAGCCAGGUGGAGAUCUUCAGGACGCUGUCUCGAGGCUGGGGGCUCCGCUGCGUCCACGACAUCAAGAAGGGUCAGUUCGUGAGCGAGUACGUCGGCGAGGUGAUUGACGAGGAGGAGUGCAGGUCCAGGAUCAGACACGCCCAGGAGCACGACAUCUGUAACUUCUACAUGCUGACUCUGGACAAGGACCGGAUCAUCGACGCCGGGCCCAAGGGCAACGAGGCCCGCUUCAUGAACCACUGCUGUCAGCCCAACUGCGAGACGCAGAAGUGGACGGUGAGCGGAGACACCCGGGUGGGACUGUUCGCCCUGGUCGACGUCGCCGCGGGCACGGAGCUCACGUUCAACUACAACCUGGAGUGCCUGGGCAACGGGAAGACGGUGUGUAAGUGCGGGGCGCCCAACUGCAGUGGCUUCCUCGGGGUCCGGCCGAAGAACAACCCUCCGCCCGACGACAAGGGCCGCAAGAUGAAGAGGAGGGGCCACGGCAAGAGGAAGAACAAGGCGGUGGUGACCAAAGAGCGAGAGGACGAGUGCUUCAGCUGCGGAGACGGGGGACAGAUGGUGUCCUGUAAGAGACCCGGCUGUCCCAAAGUCUACCACGCCGACUGCCUCAACCUCACCAAGAGGCCCGCGGGUCGCUGGGAAUGUCCGUGGCACCAGUGCGACGUCUGCGGCGAGGAGGCGGCGUCCUUCUGCGAGAUGUGCCCCAGCUCCUACUGCAACCAGCACCGCGAGGGCCUGCUCUUCAUCUCCAAGCUGGACGGCAAGCUGUGCUGCAGCGAGCACGACCCGUGCGGGCCCGACCCGCUGGAGCCCGGGGAGAUCCGGGAGUACGCGCCGGGCCCCGGAGCGCUGACCUCGGGGCUGGGCAUGGCCGUCAUCCCCACCGCCGCUUUUACCGCCGCCGCCGCCGGCAGGGAGGUCCGCGAGGUCGGCGGGCGCCCCUCCGGGUCGCUUCCUCAGUUUUCCCUCCCGGUGCCCAUCACCAUUCCCGUCGCCACGCCGGCUUCCUCGCCCCCCCCGUGCGGCUCGGACCCUCCCAGCAGCCCCCCCGUGUACGACCUCCCGCACUACUCGCCCAUCUCCUCGUAUGAGGAGGAGAGGGAUGUCUUGGAGGAAGAGGAGGAGGAGGAGGAGGAGCUGCUGGAGGAAGUGGAGGAGGAGGAGGAGAACGAGCUGGGGAGGCAGACAUCAGUUUCUCAAGAAGAGGAUGGAGAGGCGGUGAUGGAAUAUCUCGAGAUCAAACAGGACGAUGAGGAGGAGGAGGAUGAUGAGGAGGACGAUGAGGAGGAGGAAGACGAGGAGGAAGACAACGAGAAACAGGAGGACGAGGAAGAUGACGACGACGACGACGAUGACGAUGAUGAUGAUGAAGACGAGGAGGAGGAGGAGGAGUGACGCAGUGGAUUGUGACACAUCCGCACACAGCGAGCCCUCCCAGGGAAGAUGGACCAAUCACAAGUAGCCCAGUCCGUCACUGUUGGAGGAACAUUUAGGGCAAAACUAAAUCAACGCCUAAACAAAGUGUUCAGAAAUCCUAUAAAUAAAACGGCAAAAUACUGUAUAGAACCGUAUUUAUACACCGACUUUUUGUAUUUAUUUAGUUUUGUCCUAACGGUCGUUCCUCGGCACGCAGUGGCUUUGCACACUAACGCUGACUGCACCUUCGUACGCGAGAUCUGACAAAGACGAUGCUCUGGAACUCCUACGUAAUGUACAACUUGAACAUGUGUUUCACUCCAAUAUACUUGUUUUUCUCACAGACAUCACCCGCUGUUUUUUUUGUUGUUUUUUGGGGUAUUUCGGGCAAAGAAAAGACUGCACUGUAACCGUAGCUUCCGGUCAGGGUGACGGGAACUCUUCCCGCCUUCAUCCCACGGAAAAGAACCGGGGGGGAAAAAAAAAAUAACAUGAAUUCCUCCAAAAUCAGCUUUUCAAAACAUUGAAACAGCGGAAACGUGUUCCUCGUGGUUCCAAUUAUCGGCGCGAUUAAAAUUGUAAGAGGCGCCUUUCGGCCUCCGUUUACUCCCGUCUCCCAGUUCCUCCCCGACCAUCUGAUGGUGCUGCGACAUCGGUUUCACCAAUAAAACGAUUCUCAACAUUUGAGCAUUUCAUGCCAAAAACAGGGAAGGAAAAAAAAAAGAAAGGAAAAA
Pungitius pungitius (ninespine stickleback) is the source of this 9115-nucleotide messenger RNA. It is a transcript of the gene nsd1b, whose product is annotated as nuclear receptor binding SET domain protein 1b. Bases 645 to 8360 code for a protein of 2571 amino acids. Gene Ontology annotation, cellular component: nucleus. The record is from RefSeq and is a predicted model, not a curated record. Gene Ontology annotation, molecular function: histone methyltransferase activity; protein binding. Lineage: Eukaryota; Metazoa; Chordata; Actinopteri; Perciformes; Gasterosteidae. The transcript has 24 exons.